CGGUGUGCGCAGCUCUUCGGGGGAAGUGGUGGGCGUUUCUCCGUCUUCUUUCUCUUGACUGUUGAUGCCGAGACGGUUUUUUCUCCUCCACGACCAGCUCUCCCGAUGUUUCUCCCUACGCUCGUAGAGGACAUGCAUCAUUUUAAGCCCAGUCGAGACAGACUGUACACCACCAGGUGUUGCGGGUGUUGCCAUGUCCGGACGGGGACCAUCAUCCUGGGGACAUGGUACAUGGUCGUCAACCUGUUGAUGGGCAUCCUGCUGACCGUCGCUGUGACCCACCCAGAGAACGUCCCCACCAUCGACCUGCAGUAUGAGGUCAUUGACCAUUACUUUGCCUCCGACAGGAUGUCCGAAAACGCGUGUGUUGGAUUCGCCAUCUCUCUGCUGAUGCUCACCAUCAGUGCCAUGAUGGUGUAUGGAGCCAUUACUCAUCGUGACGGCUGGCUCAUCCCGUUUUUCUGCUACCAGUUGUUUGACUUUGCUCUGAGCUGCCUGGUGGCCAUCAGCUCCCUCACCUACCUGCCCAGGAUCAGGGACUACCUGGACCAGCUGCCGGAUUUCCCGUACAAAGACAACCUGCUGUCUCUGAACUCCAGCUGCCUGCUGCUCUUUGUGCUGGUUUUCUUCGCCUUCCUCAUCAUCCUCAAGGCCUACUUGAUCAACUGUGUGUGGAACUGCUACAAGUACAUCAACAACAGGAACAUGCCAGAGAUCGCCGUGUACCCUGCCUUCGAGACCCCUCCCCAGUACAUCCUGCCCACUUACGAGAUGGCCAUGAAGAUGCCAGAGAAGGAGCCGCCUCCCCCUUACAUGCCAGCCUAAGCACACCAGCCCUUUUGCCAAAACACACACACGCACGCGCACACACACACACACACACACACACACACAGCCAUCAUAUGCAUUCCUACGUUCCCCCACUAGCCCUCUCCUGAACACCGCCACGCCCUCGUCCCUCUGACCUGCUGUCUAUGUGUCAGGCCGCUGAAGACGUUCUGUUCGACCCUCCUGCCGUGUUUCUAUAGAGAGUCUAUAGCAGAUCCUGUGAGAGGAGGAAGAUGUGUGAAGAUGAAUGAGUGAGUGAAUGUGAUGUUUGAAAAGCAACAGAGGCCUCCCCCUCCCCUCCCCCGACCCCUCCUCCCACCUCUGGCCUUUUUUAUGUCUUAGUAAAAGGGAUAUAUGUGAAAAUUAAACUGCUUGAAAUGCUCUCAUCGAUCCAGCACCACCAUCCCAUCGAUAGAUUGAUAUAUGAAGUGUAAAAAACAAAACAAACUAUGACAAUCCACGUAUUCUAGCUCUUAUUGUUGACUUGUGUUUGCCCCCGAUUAUGAAGCCCUGUUCUUUCUCAGUCUUGAAUGGAGUCUGUAGCACUUUUUUGUCGGUUAUUUAUUUAGCUUCGCUGUGGUUCGGUUCGCCGCUCUCUGCUUCGUGUCAGCACAAGCCGGUGACACGGCCGUGACGGAGAGAGGGCGCCGACGGUGGGCCGUCUUCUCCGCUUGCUUCUCGCCCGACAUCUGAAGCAAACGGUUCGUCUCGUGAACAUUAGUUGUUGCAUGCUUAUCAGCGCCGCCUCCUCCCAUUACUUUACUGGUAAUAUGAUUUUAUCCUAGUGGAAAAUACAUUUGACUUCAAUAAACGGUUCAGAACAAA
Messenger RNA from Stegastes partitus (bicolor damselfish), 1653 nucleotides. RefSeq names its product lysosomal protein transmembrane 4 alpha (gene laptm4a). The record is from RefSeq and is a predicted model, not a curated record. Gene Ontology annotation, cellular component: lysosomal membrane. Lineage: Eukaryota; Metazoa; Chordata; Actinopteri; Pomacentridae. The coding region runs from base 106 to 825 and encodes 239 amino acids. The transcript is spliced from 7 exons.